AUGAGCUCCACUGGCGGCGGCGCGGACGGCCGGUCCGACUGGGCCGGCGACUUUGCCUGCGUCGAGUGCGGCCGCAAGCGGCUGACGGCCGCCGCCUUCUCCAAGCGCUCGAUCGAGCGGCACCGCACGGCCAACGUGCCGCUCAAGUGCACAGCGUGCGUCGAGGCGGCGGCGGCCAAGGAGCGCGCGGCGGCGGCGGCCAAGGCCGCUGCGGCGCCGGCUCCCGCCGACGGUGGCGGCGGUGAGGUGGUCUGCAGCGCCUGCUGCAAGCCGAGGCCCGCAGGCGACUUCACGCGGGCGCAGCUCCAAAAGGGAGCCAAGGCGCGGUGCGGCGACUGCGUGGCGGCGGCCGGCGCGGCGGCGGCGGCAGCGCCGUCCGACGCCUGGGAGGCGAGGUAUAAGGAGGCCAAGGAGGCGGCGCGAAAGGCGGAGGCCGUCGGCACCGCAGCAGCGAGGCUCGCGGCGGCGAGCAAGGUGGCGGCGUUAGAAGGCGAGCGCGUGACUGGCCUGAAGCCAGUGGUGCUCGGGCGCGGCGGGCGCGGGCGCGGCUCAUGGAGAGGCCGAGGUGGGACGCGUGGGCGGGCGUGA
Emiliania huxleyi CCMP1516 is the source of this 588-nucleotide messenger RNA. RefSeq lists its product as hypothetical. The record is from RefSeq and is a predicted model, not a curated record. Lineage: Eukaryota; Haptophyta; Isochrysidales; Noelaerhabdaceae. The transcript has a single exon. The coding region runs from base 1 to 588 and encodes 195 amino acids.